CCACUGAAAACCCACCACAAGAAGACCACAUUUUGGAAACCAAAAAUUUAUCCAAAACAAUGUCGAGCUUCACUCACGCCACUACACUACUUCAUGCCCACAUCAAAACCAAACACAGAAACCCUUCCAAAUCCAACAACCCUUUGCCCCUUAAUCAAUCACCAUUCUCUGCAUCACAAAAUGUGACCAAUAGAAGGAAACUGAUUUCAACAUUUCUAGCCACAUCAACAGCCAUUUUGGGUGUGCAUGGCAACACUAUCCCACUGGCACUAGCCCAAAAUUGGGGCACUCGUUCCUUCAUCAAGGAACAUUUUUUUGAGCCUGGCCUUUCCCCUGAAGAUGCUGUGGCUAGGAUAAAGCAAACCGCUGAGGGUCUUCAUAGUCUUCGGGAGAUGUUGGAAACCAUGUCUUGGAGGUAUGUCAUGUUUUACAUACGAAUCAAACAGGCCUAUCUUGACCAAGAUUUGAGAACCGCUUUCUCCACUUUGCCUCAAAAUCGCCGCAAGGAGUAUGUCAAAACUGCUAAUGAGUUAGUCUCCAACAUGGGUGAGUUUGAUCGGUAUAUUCGGUCACCAAAGGUGUAUGAAUCGUACCUAUACUACGAGAAGACAUUGAAGUCAAUAGAUGAGCUUGUGGCUAUAUUAGCAUAGCAGAAGGAGGAAGCAAGCUGCACGGGCAAUCAGGAGAAUUCGACUUUUCACUGCUCUGCUCCUCACUAUGUGGAAAACAGACAGGACAAGUGAAAGCACGAGAUAACCACAAACAACAGAGUUAACUGUCACAAAAAACCUGCAUUUGCAUGCUCAAACACAUCCAUUGUAUUAGUCACUCUCAAGCCAAUCAUAUGAUUCAGAUACCCAAAAGACAUUCUAGAAGAAAACACCACUUACACAAAUGUGGGAAUGUCAUCAAAUUCAGCUCUGAAUCUUAUAAAUUGUGUGGCAAAUGGAAGGGUCUCAUUAGUUGUUCCCAUGGCCAAAGCACUACCUAUUGUUGCAAUAGCUCCUAUGAUUCUCAAAAUAAAGUCCAUUAUAGACAACCCUCUUGUCACCCCUCUUUUAGGGUGUGCAACUUUGGAAACUUCACCAGAUUCAAUCAAACCUCCCUUCAUUAUGUUUCCAACUUAAUUUCUCCAACACAUAGGCUUAAAAGCUCUUCUAGGAUGUUAUUAUGAUUGUGCUUCUUAACUACAUGUCUAUAUGUUAAACAUGCAUUUAUAUAGUUGUACAAUAGUAUAUCACCUUAUGAUUUUCAGAACGAAUUAGGUUUGACAAUCACAAAGUGGCUUUAUUAUUAUUGUUAUUUUGUUAUAAAGCAAGCCACAUGUAACUCAGUAAAUGAUUUUGCUUACGUGGAGUGGAAUGAAGCUAUCCACUAUGCACC
Molecule: messenger RNA, 1383 nt
Organism: Abrus precatorius (Indian licorice)
Lineage: Eukaryota; Viridiplantae; Streptophyta; Magnoliopsida; Fabales; Fabaceae
Product: photosynthetic NDH subunit of lumenal location 2, chloroplastic
Exons: 3
Coding region: 60-650 (196 amino acids)
Biological process (GO): photosynthesis; photosynthetic electron transport chain
Cellular component (GO): photosystem II; photosystem II oxygen evolving complex; chloroplast
Molecular function (GO): calcium ion binding
Source: RefSeq, a predicted model, not a curated record